This is a messenger RNA of Dermochelys coriacea (leatherback sea turtle), 2520 nucleotides long. It is a transcript of the gene CEP43, whose product is annotated as centrosomal protein 43. Gene Ontology annotation, molecular function: protein binding. Gene Ontology annotation, biological process: microtubule anchoring. The transcript has 12 exons. The coding region runs from base 429 to 1538 and encodes 369 amino acids. Lineage: Eukaryota; Metazoa; Chordata; Testudines; Dermochelyidae. Gene Ontology annotation, cellular component: centrosome. The record is from RefSeq and is a predicted model, not a curated record.
AGGGACGACGUUGAGCCCCUGACCCCAGGCAGCCGCCAAUCCGGGCCGCGGCCUCACAAACGGGCCCCGCCCAGGAGACCCCGCCCCUGAGCAGCUCUAGAGACCCCCCGCGAGUCCCCCUUCGCCGGGCGCCGCUCCCCGCCCCAGGCUUAGCCCCGCCCAUUCCCUUUAAACCUCCCGCGCCCGCCAGCCAAUCGCGGCGCUGCCUGUUGGCAGCCGCACGUUCCGCCCGCCGGGCCCGCGGCAGGUCCUGGGCAGCUCCAGUCCCGGCCCGCCGCCUCUUUGGGCGGCCAGUCGGUCGCCACGGCCGCUUGCCGCCGUCGCCCCGAGCCUGCCCUGGCGUCAGCGCCUCUUCUCUUCCCCGCCGCGAAUCUGCGCCGCCGCUCCCGCCGCUAAUAUAGUUUGGGCGGUUGUCAGGGAGAAACAAGAUGGCGGCGGCGGAGGAGGACACGGAGCUGCGGGACCUGCUUGUGCAGACGCUGGAGAGCAGCGGGGUGCUCAAUAAAAUCAAGGCAGAACUACGAGCAGCUGUAUUUUUGGCACUUGAAGAGCAAGAAAAAGUAGAGAACAAAACACCCCUGGUAAAUGAAAGCUUGAAAAAGUUUCUAAGUACAAAAGAUGGUUGCUUGGUUGCUAGUCUUGUUGCAGAAUUUCUUCAGUUUUUCAAUCUUGACUUUACAUUGGCUGUUUUUCAGCCUGAAUCAAGCACACUAAAUGGGCUCGAAGGGCGAGAGAAUUUAGCCCGAGAUUUAGGCAUUAUAGAAGCAGAAGGUACUGUAGGUGGCCCCUUAUUGUUGGAAGUGGUCAGAAGAUGUCAGCAGAAAAAGGGUUCCAGUAGUGGAGAAGUGGCUCCAGUUCUGUCUGACAUGUGUUCUUCUCCAAAAUCACCUGAUGGAAGAUCAAAUACACAUCCAGUACCAAGUAAGGUUGCUGAAACCAGUCAAAGUGAUACAAGUAUCUCGUCAGGAGAAACAAAAAGCAAAAGCAGCAUUCACUUUCUUCCCAAUGAGACAAAGCUAGUUUCUCAACCUCACAACAAAGACUUAAAUACCAAAGAAAAAAGUGAUCCGGCUGUAGAUGAGGAUGACCUAGAGGGAGAUUCUUUUUUUGAUGAUCCCAUACCCAAACCAGAGAGAAACUAUGGCUGGAAAACAGAGUCCAACAAACAAGGAGGAAGCCUUGCAUCUCUUUCUGAUGCACCCCCACUAAGGAGUGGGUUAAGCUCCCUUGCUGGAGCACCUUCACUAAAAGAGCAUGACGAUGCAAAUAGAAACUCUGUUUUGAAAGAUCUACGCUUGGUGAAUGCAAAAUUUGGAUCUCUUGAAUUAGGAACUGGAGAUGAAGAUGAGUAUGUUGAUGAUUUCAACAGUACCAGUCAUCGCUCAGAAAAAAGUGACAUCAGUAUUGGUGAAGAAAUAGAAGAAAUUUCUGUGGAAAUAGAAGACUUGAAUGCCAGUGAUAAACUUGAAGACCUCACGCAAGAUCUUACCAUUUCUCAGUUAAGUGAUGUUGCAGAUUAUCUAGAGGAUGUGGCAUAGAACUGGACAGUAGAGCUGUUUCAAGUGCUGGAUUGAGGACUCUUGUGGACUGCUAUUUUCAGACAAUCAUUCUUUGCUGGAAUGUCUGUUCCCUAUUUGUGCCUUGUGUUUCAGAAAGACUGGAGGUGUGGAGAGCGCUUAUUAAAUCAUAGUAAGAACUGAAUGAAAUAGUUCAUUCCAGCUUGAGUCUAAUAUUGGAAUUGUUCUUCGUCUGAUUCAGCGAAACCUUUCACACGAGUUGAAUUUUUUUCCAGCAGGAUGUCCAUUGCUGGCGAUGGAUACACACAACUUUUGGUCUUUAGGAGAACAUUGCUGAAGAAAUCAGCAAAGCUGCAGAACUUCUACACAGAUGUAUGUCUUUGUAAUGAAUUUAUACUGUUAUGGUAACAUUCUAAUUUUUAGCUAAGCAAGAAAACUUAAGAGUUACUGUUUCAACUUACUAAAAACUUCAGCAGGAGAGUAAAAGUAGUCUCUCUGAAAUUUACAUAAUAUCUAAUAAAUUUGCCUCAGUACCUAGUCAAUCCAUGCCUAAUUUAAGGGGUCAAGAUUUUUCAGAAGUGACUAGUGAUUUUUGGGAGCCAAACUUUAGAGGUCUGCAAGGGGCCUGGUUUUUAGCAUUUUCUGAGAACCAGUCCCCUUUAAGGUGUCUCCAGCUGAACAGCCCAAACUGAGGCACCUAAAAUCAGUAGGCACUUUUGAAAAUCUUGGCUGAAGUAUCUGUCAACUCUGAACUUUCUUGUUUUAAUGUAUUUGUCAGACCAUUAACGUUACUCUAAACUACUUUUUGUGUGUGAUAAUUUCAUUAAUGUUAACACCUGUUAAAAUCCCAAUAAAAAUGUGAGAUUCCCUUAUGAUCCACAAAUCAUAUACAAAAUAGCAAAAUUUCUGAGAAGAGCUGUUUAAUGGUUUGUGGAGUUCAUGUUACUGGGGGGAUCUUAAUUUGUAUUGACUCACUUUCAUUGUUAAAAAUCCAUGUUUUUUU